Messenger RNA from Epinephelus lanceolatus (giant grouper), 990 nucleotides. RefSeq names its product small nuclear ribonucleoprotein 25 (gene snrnp25). Gene Ontology annotation, molecular function: protein binding. Gene Ontology annotation, biological process: mRNA splicing, via spliceosome. NCBI's taxonomy places the organism in Eukaryota, Metazoa, Chordata, Actinopteri, Perciformes, Serranidae. Gene Ontology annotation, cellular component: U12-type spliceosomal complex. The record is from RefSeq and is a predicted model, not a curated record.
UUUACUUCAUGGCUCCUUUCAGCGAACAGUUUUCAGUAAAGAAAUGUUUGUCAGCUGCAUUAGUUGACCCAGAGUCUCGCUAAAAUGUUUUAGUAUUUUUCACUCGUGUUUAUUUAUAUCUUUAUUUAUUUAUUUUAAGUAGUUUUGACAUUUCCCACGUGACAAACCGGGCUCAAUGAUGGAGGAGCAGAGUCAGGACACCUGCGUCGGAGGUGUGGAGACGUCUGUAAAGGUUGAAGAGGUGGAAGAAGAGAAGCUGACAGAGAUGGCAGCUUUAGACGCAGAGGAGGAAGAUGAGGAGGCUCUUCCUCACUCAGAGAUCCUAGAUAUUUUCGAGGAGGGACUGGCUCGACUGGUGCAGGAUCCUUUACUCUGUGAUCUGCCAAUCCAGGUGACUCUGGAGGAGGUGAAUUCUCAGAUUGCAUUGGAGUACGGCCAGGCGAUGACUGUGAGGGUUUUAAAGGCAGAUGGCGAGAUAAUGCCCAUUGUGGUGGUGCAAAAUGCCACUGUGCUUGACCUGAAGAAAGCCAUUCGCAGAUUCAUGGAGCUGAAACAACAGCGUGAAGGUGGAGUGAAACAUGUCAGCUGGAGAUAUGUUUGGAGAACUUAUCAGUUGGUGUUUCAGGGGGAAAAGCUCGAGGACGACAAGAUGAGGAUUAAAGACUACGGGAUCAGGAACAGAGAUGAAGUGACAUUCAUGAAGAGACUCAGGAAAAAGUGAAAUAUCACAGUAAAAAAAAAACACCCGGUUCCUGCAGUGGUGCUACCUGCCUGGCGGACUUAAAAUUAUUUUCAGUAUUCAUGAUUGCAAGACUUUUUAUUUCAAGUGUUUUGGCAGUCUUGUGACAUUGCUGUGGACAUUACAAGCUGAGCUGCUUCUCCAUGAGGCUGCGUGUAAAUAUGAUAUCUGGAGCUUUUUUACUGCCAGUGUGCAGUGAUUUUGUACGGCUGUUUUUAAACAUUAAACUAUAUUACGGUAUUUUGUUUUUA